CAUGUGUUUCAGUUGACUGGCGGUUAGCCGUACGUGUCCCGACGGCGACAGGCGCAUCAACCCCCGCUGUGAUGGAAGUUUCUCUACUCUUCUUCAAUCCCUAACAAAGUUACAAAACUGUUACCUUACUUCAGCUUCCACCUCAGUUCUACUAACUAAUAAGACAGAGGUGGGAAUGGUGAGGUGGGACUGUGAGGGUGGUGUUCUUCUUGUUGGGUGUUUGAUUUUGAGUGCUUUAGAGCUUUGUAGUUGCGGAAUAACCAGUGCUUAUGUGAGGAACGAUGACUUAUCUCUGGAUAUGCCAAUUGACAGUGACGUCUUCAGAGUGCCUCCUGGUUACAAUGCACCCCAACAGGUGCAUAUAACUCAAGGAGAUCAUGAAGGAAAGGGUGUGAUUGUCUCUUGGGUUACAGCAGAUGAACCCGGUUCAAGUACAGUGCUUUACUGGGCUGAAAAUAGCCAGCUAAAAAGCCGGGCUGAUGGUUUUAUACGUACCUACAAGUAUGUCAAUUACACCUCCGGUUAUAUUCAUCACUGCACCAUUAACAAUUUGGAGUUUAACACCAAAUACUUCUAUGAGGUCGGGUCUGGGAAUUCCACACGGCAGUUCUGGUUUAGAACUCCUCCAAGUGUUGGCCCCGAUGUUCCAUAUACAUUUGGCCUAAUAGGUGAUCUUGGUCAAACUCAUGAUUCAAAUAGGACACUCACCCAUUAUGAAUUAAACCCAACAAAAGGCCAGAUGGUAUUGUUCGUUGGAGACCUCUCUUAUGCAGAUGACUAUCCAUUGCAUGACAACAACAGGUGGGAUACAUGGGGAAGGUUCAUAGAGAGAAAUGCUGCUUAUCAACCUUGGGUAUGGACUGCAGGCAAUCAUGAGAUCGAUUAUGCUCCAGAACUUGGUGAAACUACACCCUUUAAGCCUUAUACAAAUCGUUAUCAUGUACCAUAUGAAGCAUCAGAUAGUACAUCCCCCUUUUGGUACUCCAUCAAGAGAGCUUCAGCCUAUAUCAUUGUCAUGUCGUCCUACACAGCUUUUGGGAAAUACACUCCACAAUACAAAUGGCUUGUAAAGGAACUGCCCAGAGUGAACAGGACUGAGACGCCGUGGCUUAUCGUUUUUAUGCAUUGCCCACUAUAUAGUAGUUAUGUACAUCAUUAUAUGGAAGGGGAAACCAUGAGAGUGAUUUAUGAGCAAUGGUUUGUGGAGUAUAAAGUUGAUGUUGUCUUUGCUGGUCAUGUUCAUGCCUAUGAACGAUCUGAACGUUUUUCAAAUAUCGCAUACAAUGUUGUAAAUGGGUUGUGCACUCCCAUUAGUGACCAAUCUGCUCCCGUUUACAUAACCAUUGGAGAUGGAGGAAAUCUUGAAGGACUGGCGACCAACAUGACAGAGCCCCAGCCAAGCUACUCGGCUUACCGUGAAGCCAGCUUUGGUCAUGGGAUUUUAGACAUAAAGAACAGGACUCAUGCCUAUUUUGGUUGGCAUCGCAAUCAAGAUGGCUAUGCUGUAGAAGCUGAUUCUGUAUGGUUGGCAAACAGAUAUUGGCAUCCCUCAGAAACAUCAUCUGUUGCUGCAAUAUGAUAAGAGUCAUUCUCUAGUCUGUAAAAAGUUACUUGAAAACAUGUAGAAUGCACAGUUCCCCUCUUCAUGAUCAGCCUUCCUUUUGCUUUGAUAUCUAGGUUCAACAGAGGAGGGGUGUGGAAGUAUUUAUGGCAGAUUUCAAAAUUUGCAGAUAAGUUAGAGUGUAUUGCAAAUAAAUUUCACUGUACGAAAUAUUUGUCAGAUAUUGUAAAGCACAAUUUGAUUUUAUAUGAAUCUAAAUAAAACUCAUUCAGUGUGUACAA
This is a messenger RNA of Juglans microcarpa x Juglans regia, 1842 nucleotides long. Its product is annotated as purple acid phosphatase 2-like. The transcript has 9 exons. The record is from RefSeq and is a predicted model, not a curated record. Bases 176 to 1579 code for a protein of 467 amino acids. Gene Ontology annotation, molecular function: metal ion binding; acid phosphatase activity; protein binding. Lineage: Eukaryota; Viridiplantae; Streptophyta; Magnoliopsida; Fagales; Juglandaceae.